Messenger RNA from Topomyia yanbarensis, 2760 nucleotides. RefSeq lists its product as uncharacterized. The record is from RefSeq and is a predicted model, not a curated record. Gene Ontology annotation, molecular function: nucleic acid binding. Gene Ontology annotation, biological process: DNA integration. Lineage: Eukaryota; Metazoa; Arthropoda; Insecta; Diptera; Culicidae. The transcript has a single exon. Bases 1 to 2760 code for a protein of 919 amino acids.
AUGUAUGAAUUGAAGACAGUUACGUACGGCACCGCUUCAGCACCGUACUUGGCCACCCGCGUUCUUCAACAGCUAGCAAAUGAUGAGCAGCAAAACUAUCCCGUUGCAGCCAAAGCCACCAGCGAAGAUUUUUAUGUGGAUGACUUUCUCUCAGGUGCUAAGACUGUUGAGGAGGCAGUUGAACUGCGUGUUCAGAUGGAAGCAAUGUUCGACUCAGCAGGUUUAAAGCUUCGUAAAUGGGCCAGUAACUCGUCUGCUGCCCUAAUGGAUGUACCAGAAGAGGAUCGAGCACUGCAACAGACCAUCGAGUUCAGUAUGGAUCAAACCAUCAAAUCACUAGGAUUGCAUUGGGAGCCGCAUACAGAUCGUCUGAAAUAUAGGAUCGAAACACCCUGCUUUGAACCUUCCAAGACAGUAACCAAACGCUCUGCACUCUCCUGCAUAGCAAAAUUAUUUGACCCAUUGGGUCUAGUGAGUCCGGUUGUAGUGACAGCUAAAAUCUUUAUGCAGGCUCUGUGGAGUCUAAAGGGCGAAAAUGGAAAACCGAUCGACUGGGACAGAGAAUUACCAGAUCCAAUGAGGGAGAGGUGGACAUCGUAUUACUCUCAGCUACCUUUGUUGAGUGAGCUCCGCAUCGAACGAAUAAUUUUGAUCCCCAAGGCGAUUGCAGUUGAACUCCAUUUUUUCUCCGAUGCUUCGGAGCACGCGUAUGGUUCAUGCGUCUACGUUCGAUCAAUAAAUGCAGUAGGCGAGGUGAAGAUAGCUCUUCUGACUUCGCGAUCUAAAGUUGCGCCAUUAAAACAGCAGUCAAUACCACGUCUUGAAUUGUGCGGGGCAUUGCUUUCGGCAGAGUUGUACGGGAAGGUAUCAAAGGCGUUGCGUGUUUCAGCAAAGGCAUACUUUUGGGUGGAUUCAACAACCGUAUUGAGCUGGCUGAAAUCCCCUCCAUCUACAUGGACUACCUUUGUUGCUAACAGGGUUUCGAAGAUACAGCAUGCAACUCAAAACUGCGAAUGGAAUCAUAUUGCUGGGUCAGAAAAUCCAGCCGACAUCGUAUCCAGAGGGCUGCCUGCAAAUGAUUUGCUGGAGAGCAAACUGUGGUGGCAGGGUUCACCGUGGCUUAUACAACAAAGGGAAUCCUGGCCUGUUCAAGUACUCGGAAUGGUAGAUAGGUCGGAAAUUUUGAAGGAAGAACGGAAGACAGCCUUAGUAGCUGCUCCUGCUACACCUUCGUUCAUCGAGGAAUUUGUUGCAAGGUUUUCGGAUUAUCAACAUAUGCUUCGAGUUACAGCCUACUGUCGACGCUUCGUAAAUAAUGUUCGGUAUAAGGGAAAAAAUCGUGUGAUUUCGAUUUGUCUCACAACAGCUGAACUUCGCGAUGCAGAAUUGUUGCUUAUCCGUCUGGUUCAAUUAGAAAGCUUCCCGUCGGAAUGGAAAUCACUACAAGAAACGCAAACGGUCAGCUCGAGUUCACGCCUACGUUGGUUUCAUCCGAUGCUCAUGACAGACAAUGUUAUGCGCAUUGGCGGACGUUUGGGUCGGGCUACAGUUCCGUUCGACUCAAAGCACCAGAUCCUGCUUCCAGGGUCGCAUCACUUCACGAAACUACUAGUUCGAUGCUAUCACCAGCGAUUACUACAUGCAGCUGUGCAGCUUUUGACCAAUACACUUAGACUUCGUUUUUGGAUACUUGGGGGUCGUAGUGUCUUGCGUCGAACCAUACACUCGUGCAUCACAUGCUUUCGAGCCAAACCGAAGCUAGUCGAACAAUUUAUGUCCGAGCUGCCUUCUCAGAGAGUGACCGCAUCAAGACCGUUCUCAAUCGUCGGCAUUGAUUUUUGGGGACCAAUUUAUCUUAAACCUCGUCACCGUCGAGACGCCCCACCGAAGGCAUAUGUAGCAGUGUUUGUGUGCUUUUCCACAAAGGCCGUGCAUAUGGAGUUGGUCGUUGACCUUACUACAGUCAAAUUUCUUCAAGCUUUCCGUCGUUUUGUCUCCCGUAGAGGCCUUUGUUCGGAUGUAUGGACAGAUAACGGCAAGAAUUUUGUCGGUGCGGCCAACGAGCUUCGGAAAAUAAUGCGCAACGAAGACUUUAAACAGUCGAUGGCCCGCGAAUGCGCUGACAGCGGGAUUCGCUGGCACUUUAACCCUCCGAAGGGUUCUCACUUUGGCGGCCUUUGGGAGGCAGCCAUAAAUUCCGCGCAGAAACAUUUCAUCCGUGUUCUGGGUGACACGAAGCUCGCAUUUGACGAUAUGGAGACCCUUUUAACACAGAUCGAAUGCUGCCUCAAUUCACGUCCCCUUACGAAGCUUCAUGAGGACCCAUCGGAUUUGCAAGCUCUCACUCCAGGGCAUUUUUUAGUCGGAGCGGCACUCAAAUCUGUUCCUGACACCGAUUACGAAUCAAUCCCUUUCAACAGGCUGCACCAAUGGCAGCAAACCCAGAAGAUAUUCCAAGACAUCUGGAAGCGAUGGCACGUCGAGUACCUUGCAUCCCUUCAACCACGUACAAAAUGGUACAAACCACCUGUGAAUCUGCAGCCUGAUACGCUUGUCAUCAUUCUGGACGAAAAUCUUCCACCAAUGCGCUGGCCAAUGGCGCGUAUCCGCGAUGUGCAUCCUGGGAAUGACGGAGUGAUUCGAGUUGUUACACUUCAGACAGCAAACGGAAUCAUCACCCGUCCCGCAGCGAAGGUUUGCAUUCUUCCGAUAGAGUCGGCGGAAUGUGCGCCAACGAACACAAACGCAACGCAACAGUGA